Molecule: messenger RNA, 14469 nt
Organism: Stegodyphus dumicola
Lineage: Eukaryota; Metazoa; Arthropoda; Arachnida; Araneae; Eresidae
Product: FMRFamide receptor-like
Biological process (GO): G protein-coupled receptor signaling pathway
Cellular component (GO): membrane
Molecular function (GO): G protein-coupled receptor activity
Source: RefSeq, a predicted model, not a curated record
AGGAACUUUCUUCGUGAAAAACUGGACGCAAAAAACCUAUCCGCAUAAUCAUGUCUCUUGGGAAGUCAGAUCAGACAGCUUGGCAUUUUGUGACCGACUUCUGCAGUUACCCGAAGCAAUAAAACGAUCACUUUACAAGCAUCUGUGCUAGAGGUUUAAAUUCUUCACAUAUCUGAGUUGCUUGUUCGAGCUUAUCAUAAAAGGCAGAUAUUAAUCUUCGUUCUUUACGGAUCAAAUCAAGACUGUGAAAAGGACUCAGCAGUAGUAUCAUUGCUUUCCUAAGAAUUUCUUACAUGAAGUAGGGAGAAAAGGUUGCUCCUACAGAGGGCGUAAGUUGAUUUUUAAACAACGUUUCGGCGUUGCUACACGAUCAAGAUAGAAUUCUCUGGGGAAUUUCAAGUUUGAAUUCAAGUGAAAGGAAGCUAACUAUGGAAAAGAGCGCUGCAACAUCUCUUUUGGAUAUAUUUUGCUAUACCACAGAAGACAAUAUUUGAAGCCUUUUAGACUUACUUACAUCUUAACUCUAAAGUGAUUGGCAGCAACUUUAACUAUGAAUCUCAACACUUCGAACUACUCUGCAGCAGCAGUUGAUGACGAAUUGUAUCACAGAAAUUUCCUCAUCUAUUCUCGCUUCUGGGUUCAGCGAAUUUUAGUCCCUUCGAUAAUGACAAUCGGUAUUAUUGGAAACGUCAUUACUAUUGUGAUUAUGACUCGUCGUCGUAUGAGAAGCUCUACUAAUAACUACCUUGCUGCUCUCGCAAUCUUUGAUAUGAUGUACUUGAUAUUUACUUUCAUAUUAUCUUUGAGUCAUUAUCCCAGGAUACCUGAUAGUGACCAUUAUAUAUAUUGGAGAUUACGGCCUUUCAUUCUCAUGAUUACAGAUACUUGCAGCAAUACGUCUGUUUGGCUUACUGUAACAUUUACUGUAGAAAGGUACAUAGCAGUUUGUCAUCCUAUGAAAGGGAAGGUUUUCUGCACUGAAUCCAGAGCAAAGAAAGCCAUCGUUGCUGUAUUCUUGUUUUGCUUCGCAUUUACCAUUCCUACACCUUUCGAAUGGAAAGUAAUGGAAAAAGUGGAUUCGGAAACGAACCAUACUACGUUAUACUUAGAUCAUUCGGAUAUGGGGAAAAAUUAUUUGUACAAAACCAUAUAUUAUUGGUUAACAGUGGUCUUUUUCAUAUUUGUUCCUUUCAUUUUGCUAGCCAUUUUCAACAGUUUCUUGAUAAGAUCUGUUCAUUUAUCCAAGGUGCAAAGAUCAUCUAUGACUAGAGGAGAAAACAGCGACAGUAGCCAAGAAAAUAAAAUCACAAUUAUGCUCAUUGCUGUCGUUAUUUUGUUCUUUAUUUGCCAGCUACCAACUGCGUGUCAUCUUCUAUAUAGCACACUUCACGAGAACCUCGACUCUAAACAGAUAUAUCUCCUCCGAGGCCUCGGGAAUAUUUUUAAUUUCUUGAUGUCCUUGAAUGCAGCAGGGAAUUUCGUUCUUUACUGCUUGCUCAGUCAGAAAUAUCGAAGGACAUUUGUGAAGAUAUUUUGCCCAUGUAUACAAGAUAAGCGUAACAACAUGAAUUCCAUGUACUAUCAAAGCACAGUUGUUAGCAAUGUCGACACCGAUAGCCCAGGAAGUAGUGCUAGUAGGAGAUUAAGCAGUACACGUAUGAGUAGGCUCAGUUCUCCAAAGGGUAGCAGCUUUGAUGUUAGCCAGUCAAGACAUGGUAGUCCUGUGGGUAGUGCAAAAGCAGUUUUCUUGCAGGUUCCUAAAAGUUCUGCUAGUAAAGUGGUAUAUGAUGAUGAAGACGUUGAUAGUAUGGCCGAAGGAUCUAGUCAAAGCCAUAGUACUUGCGCACCCUUGAGAAAAAUUAUCAGGAGCCCGUGGAAACAUUUCAAAAGAUCAAUGGGAAUAAACGAAAAGAAAACAAGAGAGCAAAUUAUUCCUCUGAAAGGUGGAGGUAACAAAUGUAUAGUCAUAACUGCUCCAGAAGGUAUACCAGAUACAUCUCCUUGGAAGAGCUCCAAUUCGACAGUAUAGAUUUGAACGAAACGUAUUACAAGUUAGUUCCUUAGUAGGAUGGACAAAUUAAAUUCCACACGGUAUGUCGAAAAAUAAGAGAUUAAAUUUCAAAACAAAGAUACUCGUACGUACGUGAUUUAUGCCAAAAUGUAUUUCAAAAUAAGAAAUUAAUGAGGUGCAGCAAAACUUUGAUUGACUUAUUAGUCUAUUUGUGUGAAUAAAUAUUGUGAGAAUCAGAAACCUCUGCAUUUGAACUGGCUGCAUAAACUCAAAUGAUCUGAUAAACAUUAUACAUUAUUUUGUGCUUCCUGAAUGCCUAUGGACCUGAUACAUUUCUCAUAAUAUAUGAGAAAUGAAAUUAGAUAAUUAGUUACACAUUAUUUGUCUGUGAAAAAUAUUCGGUUUCAGAGUAUUCUGUAAAUUGUCAUUAAAUAUACAUAAGAAGAGCGUAUACAUCACAAAAUUUAAAUGUAUUAAUAUUGGCAACAGAUCUUGAGAGGUAACUUGUAAUUUUAGAAAAAUCUUGGGCUUUUAUUUUAUUUUCAAAAUGUUUCAGUUUCAUGAAGAUUAAUUAAACAAAUGUUUAAUUUUAUGACUGCAUUUCAAAUGCAUGUUUCUAUUUUACCAAAUCUGCACUUGGAUUCUAUUCAAUUCUUAUCGACACCAUAUUUUGGUAAACAUAUCGAAAUACAUAUUUCGCGUGCAUUCAAUAACGUUCUGACACAGGUAUUCCACGCUUUACGGAAGACUUAGCUUAUUUUCACGAAGGGUUUAUUGAGCCUCGUCUGCUAAUUAAAAAACUACCGUUGUUAUUUUUAUAUAAAUAGGACAACAAAUGAAAUUAAUGUUAGUAAUUGAUUCAUGCAGCAGUUGUAAGAAACAUGCGUAAUAUUGGAUGAUAAAAAUUUAUGAUAAGUCUGGCAAGAUAAUUUGAGUGUUUGUAAUGAUUUGCAUGACAGAAAAGUUUUUUUUUUCAUGAAUCAAAGCAACCAUACAUACUGUUUCAAUCUUUGUUCAUCAGCCGCAGCGCGAAACAAAUUUCGCCUUUCGAUAACGAAGCAAAUAAGUAUAAAGGCUGGAAGCUGUAAAUUUGUGUGACUUGCCUGUAAUUGCAUUACUUGAUAGUUUGGAAGAACCAUGAAGUUUAAACAGAUGCUAAUCUUCCCCUUUCUUAAACCUGAGUCAUCAGUACUUCCCACAAUCGUAAAUUCAGCUAACUCAACAUCUAACUCUAUUAUGAUCGUAGCCUUCCAUAUACUGGAAUGUAAAAUUGGUAGAGAUGAAAAUAAUCCGAAGUUUUAUCGAUUCGGAAUAGUUUCUCGAAUCUAUCAAACCCUUUAUGUAAAAAUACUGAAAAGGAGAAAAUUUAAGGAAGAAAAAUUUACUUAUACCUGAAUUUUAUUACUAAAGUUGGAAUUUUCGUUUAAUGGAAAGCAAAUUCAUGAAUGUGGACUUUUAAACUACAUCUAUGUUAUUAAAUAGACUCAAAGGAAAUUAACAAAUAACGUGCAAAAUUUAAAUUUGUGAAUCCUGAGAUUCACUUUCUCAAAAUAUUUGACAUAUAACAAUUCAAACAUUUUACAAUUUUCCAGAAUAUUUUGAAAUCAUAAUAAGUUUAGAAAAGAGAGAACUAUACCGAGUGUUAAUAUGGAAAAAUACAAAAUAUGAAACGUUCAGUUCUCUACAGAAAAUUAAAAGUGCUGCACUGACAACUUUACUAAGGAAUAUUAAUGAACCAAGUUCACUGAAACUGCAACAAUCGCAUGUUUUUUUUAAUAAAAGCUCUUUGUGGCGUGAAUAAAUGAAAGAAUUAUUUUAUCAGCGUUAAAACUUCACAAUUUUUAAGUAGGAUUCGGAAGACUAGAAUGACGAAAGGCACAAAAAUUCCUUAUCAAGAUUCAUAGGGAUUCAAAACAUUUGUAUAAUCCAUAUCUAGAAAUUACCUUCUGUUCACACUGCUUCUAUUUUUUACAAAAGCUGCACAUUUAUCGUGUCAUUUUUGCUUUUACUAUAUGUUAAUUUUGGUUUAAACCUCAUGAUAUAUUUAUUAUAAUUGAACUGUUAUUAUUCUUGUACUAAAAACGGCCAUAAAUCAACAUUAUGUAAAUUGAUAAUAACUGCCUUUACGCUAUUUUAUCUCACGAAAGGAUUGAUAAGAGAGAUUAAACUUCGGAAACUGGAGAAUAAAAAUAUUUGUCCCAAAAUCCUAUCUAUAAUUCGAAAUCAAGUUUAUCAGUAAACUGUAAUGUAAUAUACUACUUAUAUGUUACGUCAUUGUUAAACAUAAAUAGUAUUUAAUGUACAAUGCACUCGAGGUUUCAAUCAAUAAAUAAUCAAUCAAUAAAUCAAUGCUAAGAGUUUCUCCAGAAAUGUGAUUAUACUAUUAAAGUCACUUGCCGCUUUGAUGACGUUAUAGUAUUAUUUCAUUUUUUUUUUUUUUUUUUUUGUAACUUGUAGUAUUUACGUAAGGGGAGAGUGUCUUCUUGAAGGCAUUGCAUUAUUUUUUACUUAAAAUUUGAUUUCAUUAAUAUGCAUCAUUAAUUAGUUCAUUAUAAUUUAUCAGGUUUAAAUAUUAUGAAUAAAGUGAAUGCAUAUUUUAUAAUAAAAUUUGUUGUUGAACAGCUGAAUAAACCCAACCUUUCAAUUUGCACGUAUUUACAAUUAAACAAUAAGAACCACAUACAAGGAUAUACAGUAGAACUCCAAUUAUUCGACUCAAUUGGGACCGGACUGCAUUCGGAUUAUAAAAAAUUCGGAUAACUGGAUUUUUUCCGAAGAUAGGGUUUACGUACACUUUUGUUAAUUACUGUAUGUACUGUAUGUUGAAAAUGGAGAAAAAAAACUAUUUUUAAACAAAAAGAGGUUUCUAAUCAAUGAAAAUGAAAAGGUAACACUUUUACUUACAUGUUAUAUAGCGUGCUGUGCAGUACUUACAAGUGCUGAAAGUCAUUGCUUGCUGAACAUCUCGGUCAAAGUAAGCUGUUUGACGGACACCGUGCCUACACGUAAAAUUUCUUAGCAAGGCUUUACAUGCUUUAAAGGAUGACCAGCCAAGCGUCUGAGCUAAGAUCUUAGCUUUUUCACUAAAAUUCGGACGCGAAAUUGGGUUUCCCAUAGGACGUUGCUGCAAAAACCACUUGAAAACGACAUCUUCUAAAUUUUUGUUUAUUACUGCCUUCACUGAUUUUUCUUGAAGAACUAACAUGUUCGUUUUCAAGCAGUGACGUGAAGUUUAAAAGUGUUAGCUUUGCUCCUUUUAAUGUCUUAAAUGGUUGAUUAUCCAACGCUAUGUUUCUGUCUUAUUUUUUUCUUAAAUUCUGAAAGCGAUGCAGAAAAUCGGCAAUUCGGAUAAUCAGAGUUCGGAUAAUUGGAGUUGUACUGUAAUUCCAAGUGCAUAACAAAAUGUCUGCAAACAUCCUACUUAAAGUGAAAGUAUAUAGAAAUGCUAUUGAGAGAAAAAUUAAUUAUUGAUUAUAACCUGCGGCUAAUAAGAAGUUUGCAUACGGAAACAAAGCAUCGGUAUAGAAAGAACCUUUAAUAUAUCUUGAAGUGACGUAAAAGAAUGGGAAUGGGAGAGAUAAUUUUUAUUAUCAACGGUUUAUUCAUCUAUUAUUCAUUGUGUUUUUCACUUUUGCAUUUUUCGCUUCAAGCUCCACAUUUGCUUUAUAUUCUAUUGGUUUCUUACUGCCGACCUUCGUAUGGAUAUUUCAAGCAAUUCAAAACUGUUUCAAAGUUUUAAUUACUUUGUUUAAAUUGUUUUAUCUCAUGAUGCUGCAUCAAAGGUUUUAUUUAUGUACAGAAGUGCUAGUUACUUUAGAGGUGAUUGUUCUACGGUAAAUAGUCACCGUAUUUGCUGUGUUUGUUUAAUUAAAGGUAAAUUAGGUACAGUAUUAAACUUUCUUUUCUUUUUGUUUUGUUUUUUUUUGUUUUUCUUUUUUUAUCUCUUCAGAUUUAAGUGCAAAAUAAGCAAAUAUUAUAUUAGUAAAUGUUACUCUUUAAAUUAGAUCACACUAAAGUAAAACAUUAUGCGAAAUGCGUAUUUAUUUUAUACAUACCUUCUUAUUAGAACUCUUUUUAUUUAAAUUUUGUAAAAAAAAUAAUAUUUAAUUACGUUAAUCGGGGACAUCAGCAACUAUGGAUUUUUUCAUUAUAUGGAUAUUUUUUUACAAUAGUUAAAUUGAAAAUAAGUGCACAUUUUAUAACAAGAGGAAGUGAUAUGAAUGUAUUAAUUUACGUAAAAGUAAUAAACAUAAGCAAAAGUAAUCAAAUGCAAAAAUAGUACCCAAGAUUAAUUAUCAAAUGCUGGGCAAAAAGAGCUGCUUAUAAAUAUUACAAGAAUACCUUAAAAAAGAACACUCAUUAUUCAGUUCAGUUAAUGAGUGUAGCGUAAAACAUACAGUACAUUUUUAUUACAUUUUUGCAUACUUGCAAACAGAAUAAAAAGUAAUAUGGGUUAUCCUCCCCAAGCACAUGUUUCAUCAAAACCGGCUUCUCUUAUUGCCUAGAUAAACGAGAUUUCUUGCAAAUGCAUAACAUUGUUAAGCAAAAAUGUUUUAAAAACAUGUUUAGGGGUAAUUUUAUCUGGCUUAAGGACAUUACGUGUUAUUAUUCUUGUUAUGUUAGAUUUAGUACUCAAAACGAGUUUAUUAAAAAUACAAAAGUCUGAUUUUGAAACCCGCUGAUUCUUUUUUACCAUUUCUAUCAAAAAAAUUUACCUUAAGAGACCCUUAAUUUAUUUCAAUAUAAUACAUAAAAAUAUGUAAUCCAGUUUAUGGAUUACUAGUUCCUAUGUUCAUACUUCUGCAAUCUGAUUGCUUAAUAAGAAAAAAUUGAGUUAAUAAAGAUAUUCAGGGCCUAACGAUUUCACCAAAUCUCAUAUGGAAUUUAUUAACUAUUAUUUAACUAAUUGGUAAAUUUUCGGUUCUCAGAUCAAGCUUACAUUUGUUAAAGAUUGUCAAGAAAAACUAUGAAGCAUAAUAUCAAGAACAGAAACGUUUCUUCUUGAUGACGUUCCUACAAUUCAAAAUAUUUCUUACCUUUGAACAAAUAUAUCAUAACCAUAUUCCAUAAUGUAAGAAUAUUUUUCCUAAUACUUUGUACAUAAGCAUUACAGAUUCCAAAUGUUCAUUCACUGACUGAUACACUUCACGAAGUGUAAGUACCACGUAUGUGUUCAUGUAUAAUCUAAGUUUAUGUUAAAUUUUCGAUUAUUCAUGAUAUUUUUUCAAGUGCAUAUAUAAAAGCUCAAUUUACAUAGGAAAGAUCUUUUUAUUUUUUUUCAUACUGCAAGUGGCACUCAUGAUUUAUCCGCUUCAGAGCAAUUUAUAUAAUUACAAACGACAUUUGUAAUUAUAUAAAUUGCCCUGAAGAAAAACCUGAAUACGUCUAAGGUGUAUUAAAUUGUACUGAAUAAAUAUGUUUUCUGUAAUUAUUAACCUAAGUUGAAGAAAUUAAGUUGAUUUCUAAAAUUGCAUGUGGUGUCGAAUUAAGUAUUGCAAUAAUUUAACUGCAGAUUUUCUUGAAAUAUUUAAAGAUCAUUUAACUCUUUUUACUUAUAAGAAUGUAUUUUUUUAAUAUUCAGAAAAAUUAGAUAGAGGGCAAAUUUUCAGAUGCAUUGAAUAGGAUUUGUCAACUAAAUUUUAUCUGCGUUAAUCGUGAAAUAUUUUAUCUAAGUGUAAUAGAAUUAUAAAGCAAAAUUCAUGGCUCUUCUAAAGAAAUGGUUUUAUUUGUAAAAUUAUGUAUUAUUUUCAUUAUUAUCUGGAUGCCUGAAAAUGUAAUUAUCAUACAUUUUAAUUGUAAUUCAUUAUUCAUGAAUUGUCAUUCAUUACUCUUAUAAAAUUCCUUGAAGUUAGAAAACUUAUGCAUUCAAUAUGGUUUAUCAAUUUCUAGUAGAAUUUACACCUUAAAAGUCAAGACGAAGUUUGAAUUUAUCCACUCUCUGAAAUCUGUAUUAGUAUUUCAUAAAUAAGUACAGUUUUAAAGCAAACGAAAAUUUUGUUUGAGAAAACUCAAGGCCAUGAUAUCUAAACAAAUGUUGCCAAAAAAACAUGUAUUGUACCUUUUUCAUGUAGCAAGAAUACAGAAGUUUAUUGUUCUUUGUCCAUGGUAAAAUCUCACCCUGGAAUAUGGCUAGUGCUGAUGAAAAUUUCUUGCAACAUAUAUAUAGUGCUGAUACGUAUGAACUGAUACGUAUGUAGAAAAUAUUUGCUGCUGUUUAUCCCAGACAAUGUAAAAUGUUUUACGCACAUAGCUAUAAGAGCUUCUAAACAUUCCAAUCUGAUCAAAUGCAUGUAACUAAGCCUUAUGACUGCACUUUAGUGCUAAGAGUAAUUCUGCUUGGUAGCAGUAAAUGAUGAAACAAUUUAUAAACUGCAAAAUAUCUAUCUACAGAUGACGUGGUGUUCAAUAAUUGUUAUGUGUAUAGAUUUUUAUGAUUUGUAUUGCAGUGAGAUGAACGAACAACUUGUUAAAACAUAAGUUUUUGUAGAAAGUUUUAUUCACUUUAGUCAAAAACGUUUUUUUAAUGUCAAAUUAUUUUUUUAAUGUUGCAGAGUGAAAUUAUUAUAUCUUGAAUUUGUAAAAUGAUUAAUUAUCAUAAAUAAAAUUUUAAUUCAUCGUAAAUCCAAUUAAAUUGUUAUUAUUAGCAGAGCAAUACCUAUUUACUUAAAAUCACACCUGACAUUUUGGUUUGUUAAUCUAUCAAAUAAUUUUAUCUAAAGUAUACCUUUCUCAGAGCACAAUGUAUUAAUGUUAGAAGAAGAAUUAAAUCAACUUACCCGUAAGAUGGAGAUAAGGCUAAUUAAAACUUUCCACACUUUGUAAAUAAAGAUGAGAAUUUUAUACACUGGAAAAUGUUCAAAGUUUUCUUGUCAGCCAUUCUUAUUUUCUGAUAUAUAACACGAAUAUUGACGGUUUAAUAACUUACAGCGAGAUAUAAAAUAAAAUAGCAUCCCAUUUACAAAGUCAUUACGCUUUGAGUGGAGUUUCUGUUUAAGUUUGCGUGAAGCAAGAUAGUAUAAAAAUAUUAAGUGAUAUUUAAGUAUUAGAUUUCAGUUUCUUGUAAACCUGCUGCCUUGGUAAAGUAAAUAAGAGUCACGUGAGCUGACAAAAAUGUAAAGUAAUUAGUUUCAUUAAUUUGGUUGCCGCAUAUUAAGAGUUCUAAGAUGAAUUCUUCAACAUCAAUGGGUAAAAAUAAAAAUGCAGUUUAUGAAUAACUUAUAACAAUCAAAUAUUAAAAAAAUAUGUAAACGUAAUAAACUGUUCAUCACAGUUGCAUGAGAAUUCAUAUCUGAAAAUAUUUCUUAAUCUGUAUCACUUACAAAUAUUAGUAAAUUCUCAUUGAUUUAACGUAAUCAUUUUAUGCUGCCACAGGUUUGUGUCUAUAUAAAUGUAAUUUAAUGUAUUAUAAUAAAAUAUUGCAAAUGCAUAUCAGAUGCAAUUAAAUGAUAUAUACUUUCAAAGAAAUAUUUUAUUGCUCUAACAGCUGCAAUAUGGUCCUUUUCUCGCCGUCUCUGUAUAUUUUCAACAGUCUAUGAAAAUGCACGUAUGUAGUGUGUUAGGAUCGCAAUUUUUAAACAUGAAAUUUGAAAUUAAAAUUACGUAUACAUACAUAUAUAUAUAUAUAUUCUUACUUAUAUCUAUUAACAUAUCUUUACAUGCACAUAAGGGCACAAAUAAACUCUUAUUUUAUUUCCUACUUGUAAUUCUUGUAAUUUGUGAACAGAUUAUAUGGUUAUUGGUCGUUACUGAAAUAUAAUAAAGUUAUGUUCUAGAAUAGCUACAGAUAAUAGCAACGUAUUUUCUGAUGAUUGUUGAUGCUUUUAUGUAAAUAUGUGAAUCGCAUUAAGCAUGAUAUUUUUAUUUUCUAGUAUUAGGUCUGAGUCUCAUAUACAUUUAUGUACAUAAUUAUGGCAGUUUUUGUGAGAAAUCAUAUGUAUUAUCCUGCAGAUAUACUUACAGGUUUAAUGCUAUAAUAAAUAUUCAUAAUGUAUAUAAUUGUUAACAUUUUAGACUUUUGUAAAUGGUGAAAUUUAUGUAAAGGUUGUGUAUAAAUAAUGGGCAAAUUUAUGAAAUUAAACGAACGAAUAAAGAUUAAUUAAGUUAUAAAAAUUUAUUUCAUAACAUAUAAGAUUUCGAGAAGCCAAUGAAACUACACUACUCAAAACAGAUAAAGGAUAAUAUGAUUUUGGAUAUAUACUGCGGAUAAGGAAAUGUUUUUGUGACUAAUAUAUGGGAUUUUAUAGGUGCUGUAAAAUAUAAGAAAAAAGAAAUAAGCAACGAACAAGGAAUAAUUGAAUUAUUUUAUUGACAACAUUCGUCAAUAAACAAUAUAAUACAAACACACAAAAAUGUUAUUUCUCCGAUGCAUAUUAUGAUUUUUUCAUAUUUUUUCAUAUUUAAGAGUUUUUAUAAGGGUUUCCUCUGACCGAAAGCAAUUUUGCACACCUAGGGGACAUGUUAUUAAUGAGGUUUACCAUUGGUGGACUGGGGGUAUUCUCAACCACUCUUGUAGAAAAGAACUUUUUAAAACUACUGAAAUGUCUCUGGGGAUGAUAAGCGACUAGCAACCCUUCUCCCUAGAAUGUCCCAAACAUGUUCUGUUCGUAUCUGGGGACCAUGUUGGCCAAUCCAUUCGACGGAUUCCAUCGUCAGAAACUCUCCACUAGCUGAGAGUCAUGUAGCUGAGAGUCCGGGUUAUCCUCCAUGAGAAUGAAUUCGUCCCCGAUUGCUGCAGCGUGAAGAACUACAACAGAUCUGGGAAUCUCACCUCUAUAUCGCUGAGCGGUUAGUGCUACGUUCCUCAUAAUGCGCAGGUCUCGGCGGCCAUUGAUACAAAUACCAGGCCAGACCAUCAUUUCGCCUCGCCAGAUCGGAACCUUCAUGCACAUACAGGAGCAUUUCGUUUACCAGUCUGUCUGAAAAUGAGAAUCCGUCUGUUUUCAGAUUAUACACUAAAGCGAAACUCGUCCGUGAAUAGCAUAUUGCUCCAUACAUCUCGUCCCAAUCCGAUAUGCUUCUAUGUCCAACUACUGCGGGCAGCAAGGUGGUCUUGUGUCAGAGAAAUACAAACCACAAGUCUGCAAGUAUGCAAACUCAGAUAGUGAAGUCGAAACUUUGGUACCGGUAGCCUUCUGAAGGUGCUACUGCAAGAAAAUAGCAUUCAUAGCGCAGUUUCUUCUGGCCGUUAGUGUUAAAUAUCGAUCUUCAUUUUGUGUGGUUGCAGGUGUACGAUUUUGUUGCGAUCUUCGGAGGACAUUUCCAAUUUACAAAAAUCGGUUCCUUAGUCUGGAAAUGAUUCUUUGAUAAACUCCUAACGCUUCUGCUACGACGGAUAGCGCUUGACUCGCCUCUAAACGACUGAUGGCCCUCUAGGCUACUGAUACAGUUAAAUCAACUUACUGAAACAUCUUAUUCACUGUUAUAAAACAUUCAACGUAUGUCAAUUGUUUUUAAUCUCCUUUUCUAGAAGGAAUGCUGUAGGUCGCUUUUGACUCCUUAUUUAAACGCGUAGUUGACGACAUCACAGACCAAAUUGCAUACUCCCAACUUCGUAAACGUUAUAAUUUUCCUUUUUAACCUCUUCUAUUUAAUUUUUGUUAAAAAGUUGGCGAUUUUAUGGUUAUUUCAUACCAAACUCACAAUAUCCUUUAAUUGUUUUGAGCAGUGUAUUAAGUGUUAUUAAUAUAUAUUUGAAGUGAAACAAAAUCUUUAUUAUUAAUAUUAUGUAAAAUUAUGAUUUUUUCAUAUUUUUCAAAUUUUGUUGUUUAUUAGUUGAGCAAAUACUAAAAUUAAGGAACAAAAUAGCUAAAGAAUGUGGACUAAUUAAAAAAAUGCCUAACAAGGCCAACUCCAUUUCGUAAUAUCACCGCAAUUAGUUUUACGUUCUCUUUAGGGGUGUUCCUUUCUAUAUUUACACAUCAUAACACGCUUACACUAUGAUCAUAAUGUUUCUGGAUAGUAAUAUCGUCUGCAAUCUGGCUUGAAGAUGCUCUACCCCCAUGACAAAAAGUAAAAGUCUGAUUAGAAAUACAGCCGAAGCAGUACCCCUUUCGUUAGACGAUUUCAAGUAUACUUAUUUUGCGAGAUCAGAGAGACCAAGGUCAGUAGACAGGCAAGAUCUUCCCAGCAUUAUAGUUCAAUGACUUCAUUCACUAAGAAAAUUCGGGAAAACUAAAACAGUUCCCCAAAGCAGUAGUUACUUUGAAGCGGACUGUAAGACAGUGAUAUCACAUGAUUAAACAUUUCUUGUGAGGAAGAUCAAACCUACUGGUAUAGUAUCUUAGAAAAACACCACGGAAUUCUAGUUGAAAAUGUUUUUCGGAAACGUAUUUGACAGAUAGAAACUUUUUUACUUGAUGAUUACAGACAAUAUGGGGUUUUGCUGCUAGGUUGGAGAUGACUGAAAUAAGAUAUUUUUCGCUCAGGACCUCAGCAAUGAAGGAAUGAGAAUGCAUUGCUUUAUCAUUGCAGUGCACCAGGUCAGAGCGCGUUUGCAAAUGCAUAAGCAUAAACAAAAUUUAUAGUGGUAUAUCAUCUUUGCUGUUUCACAGAUGUGGUAUUUUAUGAUUUCUUUUUUCCUCCGCGCUGACAUCCUAACUGAAGUAUCACCAUUUUAAAUCCAUUAAGGAAAACUGAAUCGCUGAGGGUAACAGAUUCACUUCUAUUAAAAUUCUUCCAAACAGAUUGCAAAUGUGAUGCACACGCUGUGAUGAAUGAGCAACAAUAGCAAGUAUAAUUUCGUAUGUUUUGUUUUAAUUCUAAUCGCUAGUCAAUUUCCUAAUCUGCCAGGUGAAUUUUUGUUCUAACUACCGGUGUCAGAACACUAUAUUAAUAUAGCAAAAAUAAAAACCACUGAACAUUUACUUCAGCUUGAAGUACAGAAUUAAAUGAAAGAACAGAAACUGACUUUCACUUGUAGCGUUCCUUUCUUUUAUUUAUUAACUAAGUGUGGAGGAACAUAGUGAACUACUAAGCGAAUAAUUGAUUAAAUUCAGAAAUAAUUCAGAAAUUUCUCAAGACGUACAACAAAGCCUCCCUUUGGCCUUAAAAAAUAUAAGAAAUAAAAACUUAACUAAUGACUAAUUAAAGAGAUUUAGCCGAAACUAACACAAAUCUAAAUUAGUUGGCCCCCUAAAUAUCGAAUUAUCUAGCGAAGCUAUCUAUGGCACGUAAUACAGACGAGCGUAGUAACAGCUUAGAGGAACAUAGUCACAAGGCAAACGCACGCUAUUCAGAAAUUCUGAUUCUCUCUCUUCGAAGUCAAUGGAACUUCGACUUAAAUACCACUCCUUCUCAUUUGCAUUUAAUGUGAUUCUGAAAACUCAUUCUGGUAAGGAAUUGUAAGCUGAAAUUAGAAGAGCUAGGAAUGCAUAAACUUAAAAAUGACUGUUAUUAAACGUAGGAUAAACCUUACACACUUUUCGUGGGAAUAAAAGACGAUACCGAAUUCUGUUAUUUAUAGUACUGAAGCUUUAGUUAUAUCUUAGCUCUUUGCUUGUUUAAUUAAACGACUUAUUAUUUUAAUAAUCAUAGGAAAGAUGAAAUUACCAACACAAAGCAAUGUCGUUCAAGUCAGGGAAAAACAGAAAAAUUUCUAUAUAGCUGGAUGGCGUUGCCAAUCCUAAUUCUCUUAAAUAUAAUUUUUAUCCUACCAAAAACUCCACUUAUAACAUAUUCGGUGGACUUUUGGAUUAUAGGAUGCAUUUCAACAUAAAUAAAUUAUGUAAUUAAAAUAGACCUUGGAGACUUUCGGAAUUGAGUUGGCCUUGUCAGUUACAGACUAACAUUGACUUAGUCUUUGAUAUUUGACGAAAGUUAAUGUAACAACCUAAAAUAAUAAAUAAAUAUGUGAAAACAAAUAUGUAUAUUCUGUAUUAUUUACAUAAAAAAUUAAUUUUCAGUGAAAAAAAAUUUUUCUGAUUCAACGAAAUGCUGCUAAGUAUUAUCAUAGUUUUAAAACGUUCUGCCCAACAUAUCUAAUUUUUUGCAAUGAUAUGUAAUGAUGUUUUACGAUACAGCACCAGUAGGAGUACAAAUAAUACUUGUCUGUUUUCUAUUGCAAAAUAUCAACCGUAUAUGUAUGCUUCUUCCACUGCUAUUACUAAACAUUCAGUAUUCAAUUUCUGUGAAAAUGUUUGUAAUAUUUAACUGAUUAAGAUAUCCUGUGAAAUGCCGCAUAGAUCCUGUAUGCUAAAAAUUAUUUUGCUGUUAGAGAGUUUUAAAGAACACUAAUGGUGCCAUAAAUACUCACUAAAUGUUAAUAGUAGUUAUUAUUCUUGAUUUUUACGUAGAAAUAGAAUUCUAUUCUAUAAAGCUGAUGUAUUAUUAUUCGUAAAACUUCUAUUUAUUCAAUAUAUUUUAUCUGCAUUUGAAAACCUGGUAUUAUGAAUUGCUGUAAAAUAUUGUGACUAUACAAACAAUAAUAUUUUGUGUUUAUGGAAAUAAUAAAGACAUUUUUA